AUGAAUAAAUUUGCAAAAGAACGUUUUCGUAAUGAUACACAACUUCGUGAUCGAUUACACGGUCACAUUAGCCCAUGUAUUCUUCGUGAUUUAACUUACUUCGAUGUUGGAACUAGUUUUUUAUCCGAUUCAUUACAUAAUAUAUACCAUGGUGUGGUGAAACGCUUGCUUCAUCUUUGGUUCAAAAAAAAGUAUAAAAAAGCACAAUGGAGUAUUUGUUCGAAGUUAAAUGUAGUUAAUCGUUAUUUAUCUUCAAUAAAGUAUCCAUCAACGACUGUUCGCAUACCGCGUUCUCUAUCAAAAUAUGAAAAGUUCAAAGCCAACGAAGCUCGUGGCAUUCUUUUAUUUGGUUUUCCUGCUUUCUGUUCUGUUUUACCGCUUCAAUACGCAAGACAUUUGCUUUUGCUGGUUGUUGGAGUGCACAUAGCUGAAUCUCGACAAAUUCGUCGUAUACAAAUCGAAGAUAUUCGUUUAUUGUUUCAUCGUUUUCUAAAACUGUUUCCAGUUCUAUACACACCACGGCAUAAUUCUCAAUCGGUUCAUAGUUUGCAUCAUGUAGCUGCAAGUGUGGCUGAAUAUGGUUCGUUGAGUAAUUAUUCGACUUUCAAUUUUGAAAAUGUUUUAGGUUUAAUAACUUCUACAGUUCAUUCUACACGUCGACACGAAUGCGAAAUUCACAACAACUUGAAAAUUCUUCGUUCAGCACUAAUUGAAUUUGAUCGUUCUUCAUUCAACAGCAACCUAAAACGUUUCAUCAAUAUCACUCAAUCAACAAAACGUUCGUUUUUAUUAUCAUCUAUUAAUGAAAAUCAAACCGUUCAGUAUCGACAAGAAGAUCUAAACGAAAAUGUUCGCGUCGAACUUCAAAAUAUUCUUCGUCAAAAAGAUUUAAAACUAUUUAAAACAUGUUAUAUUUUUACAAAUCGUUUUUCAGUGAUGGUAUAUUGUUCAUCGAGUCAAAAAGACGAUAGUUGUUUAUUAUUUUUACUUGCUGGAAAACCAUCUAUCGGAUUCAUACAAAAUAUCAUUCAAGUUCGCCGACGUGAAUUACUUUUACGCAUUUGUAAAGUCAACAUAAGAGACCAAUUGUGCCUUACGUUUGAUCAAAACAAAAUAUCGUGUCCUAAUAUCUUUCAUGGAGAUAUUGAUAUUAACAAUUAUGUCUUCAUUAAAUCUGAAGCCAUUAUUGAAAAGAUUGUGUAUACCUAUAACAAUCAGUUGAAGUGCUAUGUAUUUUGUCGUAUACCAAAUCUUUGUGAAUCUUCAUAA
Molecule: messenger RNA, 1269 nt
Organism: Rotaria socialis
Lineage: Eukaryota; Metazoa; Rotifera; Eurotatoria; Philodinida; Philodinidae
Source: the annotation of a GenBank genome assembly